Molecule: messenger RNA, 882 nt
Organism: Cucurbitaria berberidis CBS 394.84
Lineage: Eukaryota; Fungi; Ascomycota; Dothideomycetes; Pleosporales; Cucurbitariaceae
Product: HET-domain-containing protein
Exons: 1
Source: RefSeq, a predicted model, not a curated record
UUGCCUACUCGUGUUCUCCGGAUAUCUGGAAAUAUCGAAGCUCCUUCGGUCAAGUUGGUUGUAACCGGGGGCAUGAAAGGCCGCUACUGUGCCUUAAGCCACUGUUGGGGUUCCGCUGAUAAACGACCCCUGAUGACCACACGCGCAAAUCUUCAACAUCAUCUUGUCGAAAUAUUGUUCGACCAGCUACCUAAAACAUUUCAAGAUGCAGUCAUGUUGGUUCGAGGCAUCGGAAUUGAGUUUUUGUGGAUCGACUCGCUUUGUAUCAUACAAGAUGAUGCUCAGGAAUGGCAAUCGGAAGCAGGGAAUAUGGGUGCAAUAUAUAGCGACGCAGCCCUUGUGAUAGCUGCUGCUGGGUCCAGAAACUCGACAGAAGGCUUACUUGUCACUGAACGGCCCCAACCGGUUGUCCUCAAGGCCCCUUACGUCCUGGACGAUGUCGCCAAAGGAUCAUUCAACGUUGCUAUGUUGCCAAAGGGCGAUAUCGAUCCAGAAGAUGGUUCUUUGCGAAAAAGGGCGUGGGCUUUCCAGGAAUGGUAUCUAGCCGAAAAGACUAUAUUUUUUAUGCCAGGCGGUAUUACAUGGAAGUGCAACAAAACAGAGCUGUCAGAACGAGGAAGCCAUACUGAAUUGUAUUUUCAUGAACGGAGCUCAUGGAUUCAUCUGUUGCUUAAGUAUUCAGAGAAAUCUUUGACUUAUCCUUCCGAUCGUCUACACGCUCUAAGAGGGAUCGCUAGCCAUAUAGGAAAGACUCGACCGGAUAAAUACCGCUUUGAAUAUGGAGUCUGGGAAGACCACCUCUUCGAGCAGCUAUUGUGGAAAAAGGAAAACCUGGACGGUGAGGCCGACCUGUUGCACUUGCCCACGUGGAGUUGGGCAUCU